AUGCGCGUGCUCGCUGUCGACGACGACCCGCUUUGCCUCAUGAUUCUCGAGCGAAUGCUGCGACAAUGCUCAUACUCAGUGACGACAUGCAGCCGCGCGGCGACGGCGCUGUCUUUGCUCCGGGAGAACCGCGACCGAUUCGACCUGGUGAUUAGCGACGUGUACAUGCCCGACAUGGACGGCUUUAAGUUGCUCGAACUCAUCGGCCUCGAGCUCGACCUUCCUGUUAUCAUGAUGAGCGCGAACGGGGAGACGAGCGCGGUGAUGAAGGGCAUAACGCACGGCGCGUGCGACUACCUCUUAAAGCCCGUGCGCAUCGAGGAGCUGCGCAACAUCUGGCAGCACGUCGUGCGCAAGCGCACCACUCCGCGCGACGCCGGCGCAAGGGACGCGGAUGCCGCCGGCGAGUGGGACGAGGUCAAACCCGGCACGUCCGUUGCUGUUGCUGGGGACGCUGGCGGCGGCGGUGGCGGCGGCGGCGGCGGGCGGGGAGGGAUAAACGACGGAGGUUUCGGGGAUGGAGGGGCAGCAGGAGGGGGGAUGGGGGGUGGAGGCGGAGGGGGAGGCGGAAGGGGAGAGGGGGGCGGGGAGGGCGGGGAGAGUGACGGCGAGGUGGGGGGCAAGCGCAAGAAGGAGGAUGCGGUGGAGGAUGCGAUGAUGCUGAAGAAGGCGCGCGUGGUGUGGUCUAUCGAGCUGCACCAGCAGUUCGUUAACGCUGUCAACCGGCUCGGCGUUGACAAGGCGGUGCCGAAGCGAAUAUUGGAGAUUAUGAACGUCCAGGGACUCACUCGAGAGAACGUCGCCUCCCAUCUGCAGAAGUACCGCCUAUACCUAAAGCGGCUAAGCGGGGUGAACCCACAGCCGCACCCAGUGGCCUCCUUCCAAGCCACAGAGGGCAGUGCGUUCGGGGGCACGCUGCACGUGCAGCUACCCGGCUCACGCUCCUCCAAAACCCCCUCCAUGAGCCUCUCUGAUGCGGUUGCUGCUGCUGCCGCCGCUGCUGGUGCUGGGGGCGGGCUGGGCGGCGCCGGUGGGAUUGGGGCUUCGGAGCUUACAGAGGCUGGGGCAGGAGGGAGGUCUGUGAGGGAUGAGUAUGGGUUGGUGGCGCGGGGGUUGGCGUCGCAAGGAGUGGAUACUGACCUCUCGUUGUUGCAUCAGCUUAUGGGGCAACAACAGGGCGGGAGGAAUGGGGGAAUAACGCACUAG
Messenger RNA from Closterium sp. Yama58-4, 1206 nucleotides. Lineage: Eukaryota; Viridiplantae; Streptophyta; Zygnematophyceae; Desmidiales; Closteriaceae. The record is from the annotation of a GenBank genome assembly.